Molecule: messenger RNA, 2119 nt
Organism: Magallana angulata
Lineage: Eukaryota; Metazoa; Mollusca; Bivalvia; Ostreida; Ostreidae
Product: probable RNA polymerase II nuclear localization protein SLC7A6OS
Exons: 5
Coding region: 20-1207 (395 amino acids)
Biological process (GO): developmental process
Source: RefSeq, a predicted model, not a curated record
GAAUGUGAGAGGUAUUCCGAUGCUCAAAAUGGCGACAAUAGUGAGGGUAAAACGAAAAAGAAACGCAGAAGCCGUCCAAAAUAUUCUUAUGUCAUGUAAAAAGGCCAAAACAGAUGAAGCUGGGAGUGUAGCUAAAGAUGACAAUGUUUGUCAGAGUUAUCUUAAGUUUGCUGGGACUGUCACAUCAAAGGGAGAAGUGAUAUCAAAGCACAUCAGAGAUGCGAUUCGAAAAGAAAAACUACAGAAGGAAUACAAAAGCCAUCAAUCUGUGACUAGUGUAUUACACAGAAAGAGACAGCAUCAAAAGGAGUCCUCAAAGAACAGUAGGCUUAAAAUCACUUCGACCCUUCGAGCUUUAGAUCUUGCAGAGCUUGAUAAGGAAAAUGGAGAGGUUAGUCAAACAGAGAGACCUUCAACAGUGCAGUCUCCUGCAGAAGUGUGUGAACAGUGUUUACAGAAUAUCGAAAAUAAAUCAGGAGCUCUUGAAAACAGAGUAAAAGAUGAAGUCAGUGAAAAACAGAGAGAAACAAUUAUUUGCACCUGUAAAAAGAAAAAGAAACCAAAUGAUGAAGACACUCUAGAUAAAACUCUUCCAGUAGCUAGUCUAACAAAUGGUGCCCAGGCAGCUGAAAAAGUAUAUCAUCUGUACGAUGUAGAAGAUACAGAGUCAUCAUUGCCAACAUUUCAGUCAUUAUUGCAGGAAGCUCAGAAUGCUAGCUUUGUCACCUGCAAUUCUGAGCAAAUGGUGCAUGAGCAAGUGCAGCCAGACAGGCAAGAAGACUAUGUGUAUGAUCUGUAUUACACCAAUAGUAGAGAUUUUAACCUCCAAAUUCUAGAGAGCUCCUUAUCAAUUCAUUCUCUAAGUGCAGACAAUUUUGAGUUUGCAAACAAUGAGGAAGAGGAUGAUGAAGUGUAUGAGGAUGAAGAUGAUGAAAAUGAGGAGGGGAAUUGGAGGAAUGAUUACCCUGAUGAGGAUCCAAGGUUCUUUGAGAAUGAAGAUUUAGAUUAUGUGUAUGGAACUGGCAGUGAUGACUAUCAGGCCUUUGAUUAUGAUGACAGGGGUUUGGCCGAGUGGAUGACUUCUGGGUGCAAUAUUGAGGAUAAAGGUUAUGAUUCUUCCAGUGAAGAUACAGAUGAAGAAAAUCAAAGCACAUAUGAAAGAUUUAAACGACGGGUAACCAAAGAGUUAAAGAUUAAUAAUUCAUAACAUAUUUUGGAUUUACUUCCCUUUAUUUGUUACAGAGAUUUUUAAAAUUGACUUUUUUAAAGUAGAAAUUAGGUUCAUGUGUUAAAAAAACAAUUUGUUUUAGAUACUGUAUUUACAUAUAAGAUUUUUUAUUAUCAUUUUAUUUCUGUGAUUACAAAGAUAUGUUUUGAAAUUCAUUUAUUUUCAAAAUCAAUGUGUCAAAAUAUUUGUAAGCAGUUUUGUUUCCACAAUAAUAGAUGUGCAUAUUUUGGAUUUAAUGUUUAUUAAUUCAAGUCAUAAAAUUUGUAUAUUUGUCUUCAGUUGAGCUGAAAUGCAAACAAUGUCAACAACUGAUGCAGAAAAUCUUUUUUUGAUGUUUAUAUUGUUAAAUAAUAUCACACCUUGCAAUUCAAAUAAUUAAACAGAUUAAAAAAUAUAUGGGCAAUUAUUUUUGAAGCGGGUUUCAAAUUACUAGUUGUUUUUAACAGAUACUUUAUAUAUACAUUUAAUUAUGAUAAAAAUAACCCUGUUUUUAUGGUAAAGAUGAUGUUUGACCUUUUGAAUACCCUAUAAAAAAUAAAAUCCUGUGGUUGGGUGGCUCUGAAAUUUAUGACAUGUGUAAACCUUUAAAGGGUUUUUCUGUUAUUUAUUUUAUACAUACUUUCAUAUGAUUGCAAAAUAAAGAGAUAAAAAGCACCCAGCUUGACUUGUUUGUCUGCAUGUAGCAACAGUAUAGAUAACACUUUGCUCUGAAGGAAAUUUUAACAACUUUUGAUGCAUUUGCUGAGGUUUUGAUGAAUCAGGGUGGAACUUGGAAUUUGUGAAAAAUCUAUGUCCACAUUUUCUCUUUCCUUCUUGGCUCAUACUUCUUGAAAGAGUGUCGUUGGUUCAAAAGCGUGCAGAGACCUUGAACCAAGUUUUUUGCUUAUGUAU